This is a messenger RNA of Chara braunii, 1776 nucleotides long. The record is from the annotation of a GenBank genome assembly. NCBI's taxonomy places the organism in Eukaryota, Viridiplantae, Streptophyta, Charophyceae, Charales, Characeae.
GAAUCACUUAGAUUGGAAAAUGCGCAUAGAAUGAGCGAGGAACAAGAAAGGGCUGCGAAGGAUGCAAAGACGAAAAAGAUUGAGGAAGAAGCACCGAAGGAGGCAGAGAAAGAGGCUCGGUUGGCCAAGAUGAUGGAUGAAAAAAUGAAAGAAAUGGAGAAGAGGAGAGAAGAGGAUAAUAUAAGGAAGUUGUGGGAAAAGAUCGCAUGAGGAAGGAUUGUGAUACUACUGAGGGAGAUAAUACUGCAGGCAACGCUGACAAUGCCAAGAAAAGGGGACAAGACAAGAUUACAGGCAUCCCGACGGGACAGCCUUCUACUCCAAGGCAGCGUGUAAAUGAAGUGGGCGCUCUGGACGCAGGACUGCUGCUCAUGAAUAUUGAUAAUGUGCAGCGUGCUCAGGUGCAUAUGAAUCGCAUGAUGGAACGGGCGCAAAACCAGCAAAAUUUGAUGUUCGAGCGCAUCCUCGGAUUGAUAGAGAGGAUUGAAACUUCUAAUCGAAGCGCUGCCAACCCACCCCUCGCAGAUCAUGUCCAGGCUGCGUCGGUUGCACUUACAGGCUAUAGCUCCACCGGUGCCCCGAUCGAAACCGCAGCAGGAGGAUCUCGCACGGAUCCUGUGCGUGUCCGCGAUGUGCGCACCGCACCAACGGUUGCACCACCACCAUCUGGUCCUCGUCAGCCGCAACUUCCAGUCGUUCCUCAGCAACCUCAUUGUCCAACGGUUGUUAUCCCAGAUGAACUAGUUUCUGAUCAACCUAUUUCACCUCCUGCAGCACGCUCUCCUACUCCCCCUCAUCCUCCUAUUCCCCCUGGGCAUACAUCUCGGUCUAACCUCCAUACUUCUCCCCGUCCCGCUCCUCCACAUGUUCCUUCGGGGAGAAGAGCACCUGGCAUUGUCAUCCGCGACCAAGCACCGAGGACGGCUAAUCGUCUGGUUACACGUAGUAUGGCGACCCCUGCAGAUGAACAGACUCAAGACAACCCAGCUAGACUUAGUACGUCACCUGGUUUUGGGUUCGAUCGGGUGAGAGAGAGAAGUAAGGCCGUGGUUGCUAACCCAGACCCCGGUGGGAGGAGACAAUAUAGGGAGGAAAUGGAGAAGGUACUCAUGGCAAAAUACAAGAACGAGUUAGUGGAGUUGUGUAACAAGGAUAAGGUUAAAUACCAUAAUAAAAAGCAGGCGGUUGCAGACUUGACGACUAUCCGCGUAAGAGAUGUGUAUGGGGAGGAGGAGGAAGAGGAGAAGGAGCACGUUAACGGAAUGACAGAGGAGACUCAAGAAGAGAACCCUUCUUGAGUCCUACCACGACCCCACGUGGUUAUGGCAAAAGGUCAGGGAUUUGUGCCAGCAGAGCGCUAGCAGGGAAACGAAAGAUCUAGUGGGGUUUAAAAUUCGUCGAUCAAUGGGUUGAUUCAAUGCACGGCGGGUACAAUAUAUGUGAAGGGGAAGGUUGUUGCGUCUAUAACCUUCUGUCACCAUGGAUGAAAGCUACAUAUUAUGGAUCUACCACUAGGGGUAUAUCCGAGAGGUGGGGUGAACACUCUAGGAAUGCUAACCGGUUUUCUACUAGACGUAACCAUAAGCUAAGGAGAUGGUUGGCGGUUAAAGGGUGGGAUAAUUACGUUGCUAUUCGACUAGUUAGUGUACCUUCUGAGGAACUCAGGGAGGUAGAAGCAAGUUGUAUAGCGAGGUGGUCUCCAACUCUCAACACACCACGAGGGCGGAAACAUUCUUUACGAAGGAAAGGGAAGAGAGAUAAAAAGAAUUUUGAAAG